GAAUUUGCAAGGCUGCGCAUCAGCAACAUUAACACACCACAUUCUGUCACGUUGUUCUUGCACUUUUAUUUGUCCUCACAUAGUUCCUGCAGCUAUCUCACUUGCUGUCCAAACGGGGACAAAGGGUCGCAGGGGCCACAGGAGCAGGCCCAAAGAAUCUGAAUUCCAGGACGUCUGGAAUUCAAAUUUCCUUGCAUAGCGGAAAUGACCCGAGCCAACAAGAGCAGCGAGGCGACUGAGGACACAGGAAGAAUCUUGAAGCAGGUCAAAGCGCCAAGCGACAUGUGAACUUGCAAACUGGGUGCAGCCCGACACAUAAAAGCACCUUCAUCGCUUAUCAGCAAGGCCAAGCCCAUGUCCAGUUGCUGUGUGUUGUGGGAGGAUUCAUGGAAGAAAAAUGCCUUAGAGCUGCUUCAAGUCUAAAUUUAUUUGUCCGCCAGAGAUAGUGUACAGAUCACUCCCUCUCAGCCUUUAACAGCCACGGCUGCGCGUGGCAAGUUGUUUCCUGCCCGCGGCGGCGUGGUGUAACUAUGACAACAUCAGCCUGAUCACACCCCUGAAGUGGGAGCCCACCAAACGUGGCGGGAGCGUCAGUCACAACAGAUCAACCUUCAGGGCUAAACGACAGAGAAAAAAAGUUCCUUCCGCCAUGUAGGAUGACACUCAAGGUCACGCGGCUUCCAGACGACAGCACCACCACCUGGCUGUCAGUUCACAUAGCGCCCUCCCGUGAAACCAACAUGGCAGCUCCGGUGCGGACAACAUUUCAGUUUUUGGACUUUUGCUAUAGAAGUGACAAAGUACAGGUAUUUGCAACACUCCCACAUUCGAUUUAGAUGCACAUAUCUUAACGAAGAAGAAGAUCUUAACGAACUUCUCGUUUUACUUGUAUUUCGUUGUCAUUACACAUGUCAUAAAUCCAUGAACACGAAAUGAAAUGCAAAUUACAUUAACAACCUAAAUUUGAUAUGAUAGCGUUUUCAUCUUUUUUCACCAAUCAAUCCACAGUAUUGUCUUCAUUUCAUAACACAAAUCUUGGUUGCACAGUUUAAAGCGUCUGUGUUUGUUGUAAGGGUUUAUCCAAUCAGAUUCGACUAUUUGUGUCUUACCGUGUCAAUAUAAUCUGCCCAGGGCCUUCACAACCAGUUGUGUUGGCCGAUGUUGCUUGAACUAUAUUAGCAAUGGGAGCCAACGUGCCAUGAUAUGAGCCGCUUAUCCUCACAAGGGUUGCGGCAGUACUGAAGCCUAUCCCAGCUAACUGGGGGCAGGAGGUGAGGUACUGAGCUGGUUGGCAGCCAAUCACUUGGCACAUAAAAACAAGCAAGCAUUUGUGUUCACAAUCACACCUACGGGUAGUUUAGAUUCCCGAAUGAAUAAUUUUCUUUAAUUGGCCUGGUAACGUCACUGUUUUCCUUCCUCUGAUUGGUUGGUCAGAGCGUGCCAAGUUUGACGAGCAAAACAACAGCGGUUGUCACUUGGAGCUGCAUUUUCCUAUUGUUGCAAAACCGUAUAGCAUAAUAUGCUUGUAGAAGAUGACUUCCGGCAUUUGCAUAAUUGUGAUAUGAAUGAAUAGUAGUGCAAAUAUGUCAGUGGAAAUUUACCCAGUUUUGCAAAUGAAGUCCAGGAUGCAGCACGUUGAGACGUUUCAGAUGGAGUGACCUGACGAUGAUACGCCUUGGUGAUCAAGCGCUGGAAAAAGUACUCACACUCACUACUUACCGUGGCAUUCCAAGUCUGGAAUGGAAGCAACAGAGCAAGAGGGCUCCUCAUCGUCCUCGUCAUCCUCCUCUUCUUCCGUGGCUGAGGUCGAUCACGCCGAAGACCCCCCAGCCUCCGUCAGGUCCAAAUGCGUUGGACUCCUGUCCUCCGCCCUCCGCCUUGGGGCGCUCGACACCACCAAAGCCACGGAGCUGGCCGCGCGGGUCGAGGGCCACGUCCGCCGCAUCCACGCAUCCGAUCUGGUUAAAUACAAAGCCUGCGUGAGGAGCAAAGUGGCCAACUUGAGGAAUCCAAAAAACGGCCACCUGCGUCGGGGCCUGGCGAGCGGCUCCCUGACUCCCGAGGCCUUCGCCCACAUGACGGCGGAGGAAAUGGCCUGCGCCGAGCUCCGGGAACUGAGGGAGGAGUACUCGUCUCGCAGUGUGACCGAGCGGCAGCUUCCUCGUGGCCCAGAGGGGACGGCGACCCGCCAGCUCCGCUGCCGGCGAUGCGGCGGCCAAGACUGCACGGUGACGCAGGUGAACAGAGGGGUGCUCUUCCUGCCGGCGUGGACGCGGCAGGGAGGCCCCGAUGACCCGGCCGUGACCUUUGUGACGUGCAGCCGCUGUGGCCAGCAGUGGUACCACAGUGGCUGGGUCUGCCUCUGAAUUUUUUUUUUUUUUCAGAUCCAGCUUCUCUUCGACAAGUGGUCCUAAACUCUAUUUAGGGCUGUGAGACCCACUGCAUUGUUUGCAAGUCAUUUGUGUUUGCGUGCAGACACAUACACGUAUAUGUGUGUGUGUGUGUGUGUGUAUAUAUAUAUAUAUAUAUAUAUAUAUAUAUAUAUAUAUAUAUAUAUAUAUAUAUAUAUGACCCCGAUGACGACUAGUCCCCGCCAGAUCGUUGAGCUUCAUGCCCCGUUCGAGUACUCCCGUAUCCCUGAUCGACAACCCGUGUGUACCGACCUCCGCCUGUUCUCCGACCGACCCCGUAAGCCUGACUCCUUUGACACUUCUGCCUGCUUUGAUCGUUCUCCCGUGUACCGACUCCUGCCUGGCCGCUCACCUACUCUCUUCGCCCGACGUCCCAACUACCGCUGCUGCACCUGACUGCCUGACCACGGAAUAAUAAACGUUUCUCCCCGAACUACCUUGCAUCUUCCGAGCCUUGCAUUUGGGUCCUACUCCUAUUCCGAUGGGUCGUGACGAAUAGAGGCAUUUAUGUGACAUGGAUUUUUGAUUGUGUGCAAACUCUAAACAUGGUGUCAACAUUUUGGUGACAAAUUAUUUGUGUUGUUGCAGACCACACUAAUUACAAAAAUCCAAGCAGAAUAUUAGUUUUUGUAAAUUUGCCACUGUUGAACAUUUGAAGUACAGGAAAUUUCAUAUAUGCCGCCAUCUUUUUUGUCGUUUGUUAUCCUCUGUGUUGAAAUUGCUUUUCUGCCAUCUUGUGGCUUUAAUAGGAUAAUUACAAAUCCUUUUUCACUACUCUUAUUUGAUAUCUAUUGCUGUAUAUAUAUAUAAAAAAAAAAAGUUUAUUUCGGCUUGUCCCUUUCCGGGUCGCCACAGCGUGUCAUCUCAGAUGAACGGGCAUAUAUGUUUGGCACAAUUUUUACGCCGGAUGCCCUUCCUGAUGCAACCCUACUCAUGAUUGAAUAAAUUGUACAUGAUUUCAGGAAGAUGAAUUAUUGUAUUAGAUAUAUAUAAAGAGACCUUAUCUAUGUAUGAUUUGGCUUAUUUGUCCAUUUUAGAACUCAAAUGUGGCCUUUAGCACAAAUGUUGGCGCAGCCCUCAAUGAAGCUGUCGUGCGCGGGAGGAUGAUGGCAUGCCACACAAAACCUCUUGCAAGACAACUUGAUCCAAAAUGAGAACGUUGCAACUGAGAAUGAAAAAAAUGAAUAAAUCAAAGCCGAGAUGCAUCAUGUGAUCAGGCAUGCGACGCCAACGAAAAUGAGCAUGCGAAUCUUUCAACGUGAAAGCCUGAGGUCCUUCUUGGCAACACACACACACACACACACACACACACACACACAAUCUAUGACUAGUAACUAAGAAGUCUGUCCUUUUGUAACCUUUUUUGUUAUCGUGCCAGCAUUACUAAGUAUCCUCAUAUUUGCUGAAAACUGCAAAAUAAAUGUUAUUACUUCUUCAUUAAUCUAA
Syngnathoides biaculeatus (alligator pipefish) is the source of this 3857-nucleotide messenger RNA. RefSeq names its product transcription elongation factor A N-terminal and central domain-containing protein-like. Gene Ontology annotation, biological process: DNA-templated transcription. Gene Ontology annotation, cellular component: nucleus. The transcript has 6 exons. Lineage: Eukaryota; Metazoa; Chordata; Actinopteri; Syngnathiformes; Syngnathidae. Bases 1740 to 2366 code for a protein of 208 amino acids. The record is from RefSeq and is a predicted model, not a curated record.